This is a messenger RNA of Telopea speciosissima, 2575 nucleotides long. RefSeq names its product casein kinase 1-like protein HD16. Gene Ontology annotation, cellular component: cytoplasm; nucleus. The coding region runs from base 116 to 2194 and encodes 692 amino acids. The record is from RefSeq and is a predicted model, not a curated record. Gene Ontology annotation, biological process: signal transduction; peptidyl-serine phosphorylation; endocytosis. The transcript is spliced from 16 exons. NCBI's taxonomy places the organism in Eukaryota, Viridiplantae, Streptophyta, Magnoliopsida, Proteales, Proteaceae. Gene Ontology annotation, molecular function: protein serine/threonine kinase activity; ATP binding.
UUUCUUUGAGUCGAUCCAUUUCUUCUCUUUUAGUUGGACAGAUUGUGGAUUUGUGUAUGAAACGCGAACUGUGGUGGAGCUGUUAAGGUGUUUCAGGUAUGAGAUUUGAUGAACGAUGCCAGAACUGCGUAGUGGAGUCCGCAGGGGCCGGGCAGCGCAACCGAAUCCGAUCGGAGGCGAGAGGUUGAUUACCAAGACGAGAAAAAGACGAACAGCGAAGAACAAGCAACCGAUUGAUGAGAAUAUCGUGAGGGGUUGUGUUCCGACGACGUCUCAGCAAGCUAAAGAGGAAAAGAAAACUUUAGAGGAAGGCGGGGUCGGCGGAGGAGCCUGGGCUGAUUUUGGCGGAUUAGUUGGUGCUAGUAAGGAAGAGGUUGGAGAGAAGAAGAUGGAAGACUAUGAUAGCGGGGCGAGGAGCGCUGACAAGGCUCCUGGUGCUGAGGAUGAAGGAAGCACCGCUCCCCUUCCUGAAAAGGUCCAAGUGGGUAAUUCGCCAGUGUACAGAUUAGAAAAGAAGCUGGGCAAAGGAGGCUUUGGGCAAGUGUAUGUUGGACGACGUAUUUCUGGUACAAGUACUUUAUCUGGAGCUAAUGAGGUUGCCUUAAAAUUUGAGCAUAGAACUAGCAAGGGAUGUAAUUAUGGACCGCCUUAUGAGUGGCAAGUUUACAACACUCUCGGUGGCAGUCAUGGUGUGCCAAGAGUCCACUACAAGGGCCGGCAAGGUGAUUAUUAUGUCAUGGUAAUGGAUAUGCUGGGCCCAAGUUUAUGGGAUGUUUGGAAUAACAAUUCCCACACAAUGUCGAUUGAAAUGGUUGCUUGCAUUGCAAUUGAAGCAAUCUCUAUUUUGGAAAAGAUGCAUUCUAAAGGGUACGUUCAUGGGGACGUCAAGCCUGAGAACUUUUUGCUUGGUACUCCAGGGACUCUAGAUGAGAAAAAACUGUUCCUUGUUGAUCUUGGAUUGGCCACUAGGUGGCGAGACAGUACAACUGGUCAGCAUGUCGAGUAUGACCAGCGGCCAGAUGUUUUCAGGGGAACAGUACGUUAUGCUAGUGUGCAUGCUCAUCUUGGAAGAACCGGAAGCAGGCGAGAUGAUUUGGAAUCUCUUGCUUAUACAUUAAUUUUUCUUCUUCGUGGUCGCCUACCUUGGCAAGGCUAUCAGGGAGAAAAUAAAGGUUUCCUCGUAUGCAAAAAGAAGAUGGCAACGUCCCCAGAAACUCUUUGUUGCUUUUGUCCACAACCUUUCAGACAGUUUGUAGAUUAUGUUGUGAAUUUGAAAUAUGACGAGGAACCUAACUAUGCAAAAUACAUUUCCUUAUUUGAUGGGAUUGUCGGUCCAAAUCCUGAUAUCAGACCAAUUAACACUGAUGGUGCGCAGAAGCUUAUCUAUCAGGUUGGCCAUAAGAGAGGCCGGUUGACCAUGGAGGAUGAGGAGGAUGAGCAGCCGAAGAAGAAGGUCAGGAUGGGGAUGCCUGCAACCCAAUGGAUUAGUGUCUAUAAUGCUCGCCGGCCUAUGAAGCAAAGGUAUCACUAUAACGUUGCAGAUGCAAGGCUUGCGCAACACAUUGAGAAAGGAAAUGAAGAUGGUCUAUUUAUUAGUAGUGUGGCAUCUUGUUCAAAUCUAUGGGCCCUUAUUAUGGAUGCAGGCACUGGCUUCACUGCACAAGUUUAUGAACUCUCACCCUAUUUUCUUCACAAAGAAUGGAUUAUGGACCAGUGGGAGAAGAACUACUAUAUUAGUGCAAUAGCAGGAGCUAAUAAUGGAAGCUCAUUGGUUGUAAUGUCUAAAGGUACACAGUAUGCACAGCAGUCAUACAAAGUUAGUGAUUCGUUUCCAUUCAAGUGGAUCAACAAAAAAUGGAGGGAGGGUUUCUUUGUCACCUCCAUGGCCACUGCAGGAAAUAGAUGGGGUGUUGUUAUGUCCCGUAGUGCUGGAUUUUCAGACCAGGUUGUUGAAUUAGAUUUUCUGUACCCUAGUGAAGGUAUCCAUCGGAGAUGGGAUAGUGGUUAUCGCAUCACAGCCACUGCAGCCACUUGGGAUCAGGCUGCUUUUGUUCUGAGUGUGCCUAGAAGAAGACCGGCAGAUGAAACACAGGAGACUCUUCGAACAUCUGCUUUUCCUAGUACACAUGUCAAGGAAAAAUGGGCUAAAAAUCUUUACAUUGCAUCUAUCUGUUAUGGUCGAACAGUUUCUUGAGGCUCCCAAUUUUUUGUUGGGGCUUCCAGAUUUUAUAUUGGAUAAUCUGCUCACUUGUGGGUGCUGGUUCUUAUCUCUUGCCAUCUGAUCGGAAAGCCGCAGACGCCUCAAUUUCUGAAGCCAAACUGCUAGCCAUUGUGACACCUGGUCUGGAGAAAUUUUGAUGUGUGAAAAUGUUACUUAAUUGCUCAAAAUCUGAUACCAGCUAUUACUAACACAUUGUACUGUGUCUUUGUCAAGAGUGUAAAAUGUUCCUGAAAGUAAAUGAUGACAUUUUUAUUGUCGUGAAGUUUGUAUAGUCCUGAAUAAUGAUUACUUGAUUAAAGGCAUAUGCACAGGUCUUGUUUUGAUUGCUGUUAAUGGUGGAUGGUGUUCUGAGAA